CAACCACCAUCACUGUUCUCCACCUCACCUCUCCGCUUGACAAACUCAAAGAGAUCCGCGCCCACUUGUCAAGUGCUUAUCUGGAGUGACAACAUGCCUACCAAGUCCAGCUAUCCCGCGAUUCCCAUCCCAGACACCGACUUGUGGGGGUUUCUGUUCGAACGCAAAGAGAAAGCAUUCCCGGACGACAAAGUCAUCUACCUCGAUCCUUAUACCAAGCGGUCCUACACCUAUGCUCAAGUCAAGUCCACCGCCAUUGAAUUUGGCAAAGGUCUCAAGGCUCUCUGGGACUGGCAAAAAGGCGACGUACUCGCUUUGUACACGCCCAACUGCAUUGAUACCCCAGCCAUAACAUGGGGGUGUCAUUGGGCUGGUGGUGUUCUGAGCCCGGCCAAUCCCGCAUAUACCGUAGAGGAGCUUGCUUUCCAACUCAAAGAUUGCGGCGCAAGAGGCCUUGUAACGCAGCUGCCGUUUAUCAAGAAUGCCCAGGAGGCUGCAACCAAAGUCGGCAUCCCACUUGAUCGUGUCAUUGUGAUUGGCGACCAACGAGACCCGAGUCACAAGGUGAAGCACUUCACUAGCAUCCGCAAUACCUCUGGCGCGUCAAGAUACAGAAGAACCAAGGCCACGAAGCCCGCUGAAGACCUGGCGUUUCUAGUCUACAGUUCCGGUACCACGGGACAUCCCAAAGGAGUCAUGCUGACGCACCGAAACAUUGUCUCAAACACCAUGAUGAUCAGAGCCGGCGAGGGCGGGAAAAUGAGCUGGAAAGGCGGACCAGACGACGAAGGCGACAAGUUACUCGCUUUCCUCCCCUUUUUCCACAUCUACGGCCUCACAUGCCUGAUCCACCAAAGUCUUUACUCGGGCCUCACCCUCAUCGUGAUGCCGCGGUUCGACCUCGAGGACUUCUGCCGCUUCGUUGAAACCUUCAAAGUAACCUUCGCCUACGUAGUCCCCCCCGUAGUCCUCCUUCUAAGCAAACACCCCAUCAUCGACAAAUACAACCUCUCUUCAAUCCGCAUGAUGAACUCGGGCGCGGCGCCUCUAACCAAGGACCUCGUCGACGCCGUCCACCGCCGCCUCGGCAUCCCCAUCAAGCAAGGCUACGGGCUCUCGGAAACAAGCCCCACGACGCACACGCAGCCCUGGGACCACUGGAACACGCACCCGGGCUCCGUUGGCACGUUGCUCCCUUACCAAGAAGCAAAAUACAUGUCCCCCGACGAGCAGGAGCUCCCCGCCGGCACCCCCGGCGAGCUCUGGAUCCGCGGCCCAAACGUCUUCAAGGGCUACCUCAACAACCCCCUCGCUACAUCCCACGCCCUCACCCCCGACGGCUUCUUCAAAACGGGAGAUGUAGGGUAUCAAGACGAUCAGGGCAACUUCUACAUCACCGAUCGCAUCAAGGAACUCAUCAAGUAUAAAGGGUUUCAGGUCCCGCCUGCAGAGCUGGAAGGCCUGCUCGUUGCGCACCCCAAAGUCGACGACGCCGCUGUCAUUGGCGUGUAUGACGGCGAGACGGCGACGGAGCUGCCGCGCGCAUAUGUCGUGUUGAAGCCGGGUGAGCUGGGCGGGAAAGAUGGUCAUGCCGGUCACGGCAACAAGAACGUCGUAGCUACUGAAAUCCAGGAAUGGAUCUCAGCGCGCGUAGCGGGCCACAAGAAGUUGAGGGGCGGAGUCUGGUUCGUCGACGAGAUCCCCAAGUCGGCGAGUGGCAAGAUUCUGAGGAGGGUGUUGAAGGCUGAGGCUGUGGCCAUGGCUAAGGAGGGUUCUUCGAUCAAAGCAAAGCUGUAGUAGUAGUAGGACUUGGAAAGAGAGAUAUACAUAUAUAUAUAUAUAUAGAAAUCUCUUCAUGUUCAUGUUCAUGUUUAUCUUUGAUUUUAUUGUUAUCUUUAGUCUUGCUUUACUUAGUUCUUUUUUCUUUUCUUACUCCUUGCUAUUUUAACUCUUUACUUUCUUUUUUCUUUUUUUUAAAAAAAUAUAUCUUCUUACAACAUAAUUUUUCUAAAGCUAAAAUACAAAAACCUCCUUACGCUGUUAUAAUCAACUACUUAAAAACUUUUAAAAACUUAGAA
This is a messenger RNA of Periconia digitata, 2078 nucleotides long. Lineage: Eukaryota; Fungi; Ascomycota; Dothideomycetes; Pleosporales; Periconiaceae. The record is from the annotation of a GenBank genome assembly.